AUGAAGUGGAAGUACAUGGGCCAUAGCGAGUCCACGGUUGAGCUCUACAUCGUCGUUCAAUGCGACAAGACAGUCUCUAAGAAGGUCAAGGACUUCUUCGCGCAGGAGCACGUCGCCAGAGACCUCGGAACUGAUUUCCGUCUCCAUGUAGUCGAGGAAGCUCUCACGAGAUUCGCCGCGAGUAACGAUAUCCGAGCUUUUGGCAAUUUCAGGCUCAGAAACACACUGUGUGGCGUGAAAGUUCAGCUGAGUCUGUCUGGCAUGUCUCGCACGGCUACGAUUGGCGGCCUAAUUAUGGUCACGACAACGAAGGAAACUUUGUUCGGUAUUACAGCUGGGCAUCCGCUUUCCGAACUUCGAGAACAAAUUGAAGAACCCCUAACCCCACCGGACGAGAGUGGAACCGAUGACGGAUUCGGGGACCAUGAAUCAGAGACGCUGCCAGAAACUGGCGGGGAGGAAUCUCUCCAUGGCGACUCCGCUGACGAGCAUGGUCUAAGGGUUGAUCUAGGGAGAGUAACCCAUGAUUCAUUUCUGAGUGGGAUGACGACUGGUGGCAACCAUGAUUGGGCACUUAUUGAGCUGAAGCACGAGAAUUGGCUUCCAAACCGUCUUGAUGCGCCAUCGAACUCAGAAACAGCCGGCAAAACAAUAGUCCAACGUGAACGACGGGGUGAUGUCGUCGACCUAUUUUGCCCUGAGCAACAGUCAAAUUUCUCGGUGCAACCCGCUGUUGCCAUCACUUGUCGGGGCAUCCAACGAGGCACUCUAACUCAGAACAACUCAUCAGUCCUGAUGUAUCCGGGUAAAGCCUUCGUUGAAACCUUGGAAUUUACUCCGGACUCAAACUCAGCUCUCGGAUUUGGUGAUUCUGGAUGCUGGGUGGUGAAUGAGCUCACUGGGGAAGUCUAUGGUCAUAUUGUGUCAAUGGAUGCAUUUGGUGAAGCAUACGUGAUGCCGAUUCAGGGUAUGUUGAGCGACAUUCAAGUGCACCUGCAGGCGGAAAAAGUCAACCUUCCCACAUCAGAAGGUAUAGCCCUUCUACAGAGCCUGAACACACAAUCUGUGACAAAAAAAGAUCAACCCAUGCCUUCGAGAUCUGAUCUCCCCCGCCAGGCCGAAGUCCAAGAUACGGUCAGCUAUCCGGAAACACAACAAGAGACCGAACGAACACGUGCGCUUCUUGAAAACUCAAAUCACGACGCCAGAGUCGUCUCUGAUGGUGAUCCAGUCCAACACAGGCUUUCUGACCGGAGCGAACUGCUGUGGCGAGAGCUUUCGCAAGAGCAAACUCAGCAUGCCCAUACUCGAGCCAAUUUGGAGCAACACAUAAUGAGGGUCUCCGAAACGCUUUGGGAAACGAGGCAGACGGUGAGAGGUUUGGAGUGUGAGCUUUCGCAUGAGAGGGAGAUGAAGGAAGCUUUGGAGAGGCAGCUUUCGCAUGAGAGGGAGAUGAAGGAAGCUUUGGAGAGGCAGCUUUCGAACGAGAGAAAGGUGUGGAAAGGUUUGGAGAGGGAGCUUUUCGAGAGGGAGAGAAGGAAAGGUCUGGAGACUGCAGAGAAGAGGGAGAGUUCGGAGGAGAGGAAGGAGAGGGCGAGGAAGCGUUUGCACGAAGGGUCCACGAUCCACAUUAAUGAGGGCGGGACUGUGUUCAAUGCUACUCGAGGCGAGACUGGCGUGUUCGGGAUAGGUGGAAACAAGGGUGUCCACCGAUAUGAGUAA
Molecule: messenger RNA, 1722 nt
Organism: Aspergillus fischeri NRRL 181
Lineage: Eukaryota; Fungi; Ascomycota; Eurotiomycetes; Eurotiales; Aspergillaceae
Exons: 2
Coding region: 1-1722 (573 amino acids)
Source: RefSeq, a predicted model, not a curated record